Messenger RNA from Funneliformis geosporum, 912 nucleotides. NCBI's taxonomy places the organism in Eukaryota, Fungi, Glomeromycota, Glomeromycetes, Glomerales, Glomeraceae. The record is from the annotation of a GenBank genome assembly.
AUGAAUAUUAUGAUAUUAAAGGACGCUUUUGCGUUAUUUAUCUUAUUUCAAUUAUUUCAAUUAUCAUCCGUAAAUUGUCAAAAGCAACGAUAUCUGCACACUGCUACUUUUAUUGAUAAUAAGUUAUAUAUUUUAGGUGGAAACAUAGUCGAUAAAUCCACAAGUCUUGAAGUCGGCAGAGAAUUUUUUUAUCUCGAUUGUUCACUUCCAAUUAAUACUCAAAAACCAUUAUGGCAAGACCUAACAAGUGUUAAUAUCAUUCCAACACAUGCUUUUGCAGCAACUGUCAAAGGCGGUGCAAAUAAUAAUACAUUAAUCUUUUAUGGAGGAAGAAAUUUAACUAAUGCAGAAAAUAUGGCCCUAGUUUAUAUGUUUGACACACAAACUAGUUCAUGGUAUAUUCCAUCAAUAUCUGGAGUAUCUUUUACCAAAAGAAGAAGUUUAUCUGCUUUUAUUGAUUAUAAUAAAAAAAUGUACUUGUUCGGUGGAUGGUUGAUAGGAGGUGACUUUGUAAAUGAUAUGCUUAUUUUAGAUACUGUAAAUUUAACUUGGGGAAAAGGAAGUUCACUAAAUGCACCUCUUCCAAGGAUUAAUUAUGGUGCAGUUCUUUUACCUAGCCAAGAUAUUCUUUAUUUAGGAUUGGACGGUCAGCAAGUAAUAAUGUUUGGAGGAUGGAAUGAAAAUAAUAUUAGUACAGCAGAUUCACUUUAUACCUUAAAUUUAAGCACAUUUAGAUGGCAGAUUCCAAAUGUUUCUGGAAAACUUCCAAACUCUCGAUAUUAUCAUAGAGCAAAUGUAAUUGGAAAAUAUAUGGUUAUAUCAUUUGAUCAAAAUGGUACAGAAUUAAGAAUUCCUGGAGAAAACAUGAACACAGAAAGGGUGUCAUUUUAUGCUGCAACUAAUAGAAUUUAA